Ictalurus punctatus (channel catfish) is the source of this 7288-nucleotide messenger RNA. RefSeq names its product microtubule-associated protein 4. Gene Ontology annotation, biological process: neuron projection development; microtubule cytoskeleton organization. The coding region runs from base 133 to 4374 and encodes 1413 amino acids. Gene Ontology annotation, molecular function: microtubule binding. The transcript is spliced from 17 exons. The record is from RefSeq and is a predicted model, not a curated record. Lineage: Eukaryota; Metazoa; Chordata; Actinopteri; Siluriformes; Ictaluridae. Gene Ontology annotation, cellular component: neuron projection.
UGUUGUGGUUAGAGUAGGGAGAGAGUAGUGCUGCUGAGGCGGAGGGCGGAUCAUCGCGACGCUGACGAUACUACAGACGCCCGAGGAACUGUCAAAAAGGGAGGAAAAAACCAGCGUAGAAAACGCAGAAGGAUGGCAGACCUGAGGCUGAGCGAUGCUCUGAAUGACAGCGUGUCCCCGCCUGUUGAGGAGAAUAUAGUGCAGAGGGACUUCGUGGCCACACUCGAGGCAGAGACCUUUGAGGACAAGGUUGGGGAGACCGUGGGCAAGACAGAUUACAUCCCACUACUAGAUGACGAUGAAAAGGCAGAAACAGGUGCAGUGUUGGAGAAUGGAGAACAGAAUGCCCAAGGGGCAUCCAAAACUGGCACUGUAGGUCUAUCAGGGAAACCAGGGGAACAGAUUUCAGUGUCGCACCAGGAGCUGCAGAAGGAAGUGCAGCCACGUCUAAUAGACCAGCAGGCUUUGGUGUCGGACUUUCUGCCAGGCUCUAUGGCUGGUUUUCCUGAUCACUGGGGUGCUCAGUCUCACCCCUCCCAGAUGAUGGACACUGGCUUCAUGGGAACUUUCUCAGGUUUCCCUCAGCCAAUGGGACUGGGAACAAACAUUGAUGGUGGAAUUGCAUCACUCCAAUCAGAAAAACCUUCAAGCAUUGCAGACACCCAGCAACCACUAAUGCUGGCUACAGAGGCACCUCUAACACCUAAGAGCCCUUUGGCCUUGUCUGCAGGUGUCUUUGGUGACCGCUGGCCAGAUGAUGCUGGCUUUCCCUCUGACCUGCCCUUCACUCCCAGUGUUUCCACUGUGAUCAGUCGCCAUGCAGGCCAUCUAACAGAGAGCCAACAAGAUGCCCCUGAACACCAGUGGUCCUUCAGAGAUAGUGGUCUGGGGGAUAGGGAUGAAAGAGAAAAUGAGGGUACUGAUCACAAAAAAGAGAAGAAGAAGAAGAAAAGAAAGCCCAAGGAUGAAGUCUUUGACCAAACAGAAAGUAAGAGUAAGCUAGAAAUGCAGAGUGAGAACAUUGAUCUGCUUGAGGGAACCCAUCAGAUGUUGACACGCAAGGAACAUGAUCGAGAUGAAGGCUGGCAGCAUCAGGAUGUCAGUCGGGCUGGUGGAAGGAUCAAGAAAGGCAAAAGCCGUAAGAAGAUUCCAGAAGAGUGGGCAAUUCAUGCAGAGCCCUUUGUCCCUAGUUCACCUUUAAUGUCUCAUGAUUUUGGAACUGAAUUAACUACUUGUCCAGUACCUGGAGACAUUCAAACCUGUGGCCAAAGCCUGAUCUCACUCACUGAGGAUUACCCUGAUGAGGGCCUCAUGCCAUCAUCACUUUCCAGUGAUUUGCUUUCACUUACAGCUAGUUCUCCACCAGUACCAGUGGAAGCCAGCCUUGCAGCUCACUCAGCAGCAUCCCACUGUGAGGGACAAGGUUUUUCAACCACAAGCCACUUGUCAUCUGGUUUCCAUGAUAUGCUUAUGGAAACAGAUAGUGGUGACAUGGGCAGUACCAAAGAUGCCAUUACCCUCCCUGUGGCAUUGAAUAAAGCUGACUCUCAUGAGUCUGUGAUGAAUCCCCAGUGCUUCGUGCCCUGUGAGGGAGUCUUUGAAGAGGCCAUGUUUGAGCAAGAGCCAUCCUUCAUUGACCCAACAAUGGGGACCCAUGCAUUAGCCCCUGUUGUUGACCCCUUGAUGUCCACUCCUGGUAAAGGUGGUUUUGGAUCAUCUAUGGAGGCUUUGAUCUCAGCUCCUCCGUUCUCACCAUCUCAAACUGCUUGGUCCCUUAACGGCUCAAACCUGAACAACCAGAGCGAGGUCUUUGGUAUCUCAGGCUUGGAGGGUACUACCUAUGAGGCACCUGUGCCAGGAGCUUUACUGUCACCAAAAAGCAAAACACCAAAAGAGGCCAGGUCAAAGCAAAACAGGAAGUCCCGUUCAUCCUCAUCAAAGAGUCCCACAUCGUCUGAAGCAAAACUGCCCUCUCCACAAAAUUCUGGUUUGAAUCCUGCUGCUCCGCCAUUCUUCCCUAGCUUUGCUGAACCCCGAGAGCAUGUGACCGACCUGCCUGCCAUGCCGCAAGUCCAAACAGAGAAAAUCCAGCCAGAGGUGGAAAAAAUAGAGAGCCUGGAGAAGUCUGAUGUGUUCAGCAAAGUGGACAAGAUGGACAAGGUUGAGAAGCCUGACAAGCCUGACCAGGUGGCCAAAGUUGAAGAGGCAGAUAUAAAAGACCAAAAGGAAAACAAGGAUAGUAGUGACAAGCAGGAUGUAUUUAACAAGGUGGCCAAAGUUGAAGAGGCAGAUAUGAAAGACAAAAAAGAAAACAAGGAUAGUAGUGACAAGCAGGAUGCAUUUAACAAGGUGGCCAAAGUUGAAGAGGCAGAUAUGAAAGACAAAAAGGAAAACAAGGAUAGUAGUGACAAGCAGGAUGCAUUUAACAAGGUGGCCAAAGUUGAAGAGACACCUGUAGCUGAUAAGUCCGUUAAACCAGACAAAACUGAGCAGCCUGACAAGACAGAAAAGAUGCAUGUACCUGAAAAAACAGAUGCAAGUAAAAAGGCUGAAAAUUUAGAGCAAGUUGAGAAAAUUCCCGCUAUAAAAGCUAGUGAAGGUAAGAUGGAUUUGUCUCCAGAGAUGGACAAGGAGGUAAAGGUGGAAAAGGUAGAGUUGAAAGUGGAAACUACCAAAGUGGAUGAAGACAAAACGGAAGAGGUUAAAAGUGAGAAAGAAAAGCUUGAUCAGAAGCUAGAUGAGAAAACAGAAAAGGACAAAGCUGAGAAAGACAAGCUUGGUGAGAAGCAAGAAAAAGACAAAGCUGAAAACAAGGUUAUUGAGUCAGGCAAAGAUGUAGUCCAAAAACCAGAUGCUGUGGUAGAGACCAAGCUGCCUGAGAAGCUGGUAAAACAGGAGAAAACAGAAAAACCUGGAACGGAGGUGAAAAAAGAAGACAAAUCUGAAAAGGCCAAAAAAGCAGCACCUAAGCCUGUGGCAACUAAUGGUGCCAGAACUGCAUCAGGAAAAGAUCUGCCUAGUCCAGAGAAGAAAACUAAGCCUGCUACCACGACAACCAAACCGAGCAUGGCCAAACCUCGGCCAAGCACCGUGUCCAGUACUGCGACUGCUCCUAAGCGCCCAACCCCAGCCCCUACCUCCACAAGCACCACCUCCACUACCCUCAGCAAAAAAGCACCCAUGCCCAAGGCACUCACACCCACGGCUGGCACCAAGCGUCCUGCUUCGGCUGCCAGCCGUCUCUACACCACGCCCACAGUGCCCAGUGAGGUCAAACCUAAGACAACCACAGAGUCAUCAGUGCCAAAGUCCCAUGCUGCUCCAACCCGGUCCACAGUCUCAAAGAAUGGUACAUCUACCACAACAGUGAGCAAAACCACCACAUCAAGUGCCCCCACAGCACGGCGCACUCUGGCUACAAAGACUGAGAACAAAACAGGGGAGGAGAAGAAACCAAGUACUCUGAAGACCACAGACUCCACCAAACCAAAAUCUACAACUACUAGAUCAUCCACCAUUACUAGUAGUACCGCAACCCGCACCCGUACCACUAAACCUACCACAGCCACCAACAGCACAACCAGCACAGUGCCAGAGAAGAAGCCACCAGUACCCCGUGCCCCCCGAGCAAGCUCCUCUACCACAACAACUAGUACCACCACCAGAACCAGCAGCCGCCCAGCAACAGUUCCAGCCCCUGAUGUUAAAAAUAUCCGCCCCAAGAUUGGUUCUACAGACAACAUCAAACACCAGCCUGGAGGAGGCAAGGUCACAGUUUCUCAAAACAAGACGGAUGCUCUGGCUCAGGGCUCCCUCUCCAAAGAGACCAGCCAGGGCAAAGUUCAGAUAGUCUCCAAAAAGGUGGACUACAGCCAUGUUACGUCUCGCUUGGGUUCCAAGGACAAUAUCAAGCAUGUCCCUGGUGGUGGGAAUGUCCACAUUCUCAGUAAGAAGGUUGAUGUGAGUAAAGUGACUUCAAAGUGUGGUUCAAGGGUCAAUAUCAAGCAUAAGCCAGGAGGUGGAGAUAUAAAGAUUGAGUCUCAUAAAGUGAACUUCAAAGACAAAGCCCAGUCUAAGGUGGGCUCCAUGGACAACGUCAGCCAUGCACCAGGAGGGGGGAAUGUUAAGAUUGAAUCUUUCAAGCUCAACUUCCGCGAGAACGCCCGCUCUCGCACGGACCACGGCGCUGACAUCAUCAUCUGGCCCGUCGUGGGUGACAGCCCUGCCCACCCCCAUCUGCUCCGCAGCAGUCUCUCAUUCAACGACUCGUUGGUGACAGCCCACAUGCCUCGCUCCUCCACCACCCCUGCCCUCCUUUCAGCCUCUCAAGAGCAAGAGGGUGAUGCUGACUCACUCAACACACUUCGCACGUGACUUCAACCGCUCAUCUGUUAACCCUCAUAGCCUUGCCCCAUGGGUACACUGUUUACGUCUGAGUAUUCAGUCUGCCGAUUAGUAGGUGAAAAUGAAUUUGGCGGAAUCUAUUCACCGGCCCUUCCUUAGCUUCAUACUCCGUUUAUUCAUCUUCAGUAGUAGGUUCUCACCUGAUUUUACUCUGGAACGUUUGGUCUUAUUCAGUGCUGCAGUCUUAGAAUUUAUCUGAUUUCCCAUGAUAUAGUUAUCUGGAUAAACAUGACCUGUAUACUUGUGUUUAAACAACUCCCUUUAGAAACAUUGGGCCAUAGUGUUGUGUUGUGCCUCUUUGUCAGCAUGUGGGGCUGUCAUGUGAUCCUAAUAAGCAUUGACUACCCUGCUUCAGUAACUUCAAGUCUCAUAACUCACUCGCGCUCAUCUUUUACCGUCUUUGAAACAAACUCACAUUUAACAUACGUAGUCGGUCUCAGCUGUAGGUUUCAACUAAACUGCUCUAAAAUUGUGUUUUGUGAUGUAUUUGAGUGAAUACUGUGGCUACGAUCUAUAUGUUUGUUUGAUUUUUAUUUCCUGUUUGCUUGGAUGUUUUGAUUGUGUAAUUUGUUUUCUUCUAGUAAAGCAAUACAGCUGUCUUUGCCUAUAGGACAUAACCUAUUUUGUCUUGAAACAAAUACACAAAAGGUACAGCUUAGCGUCUCAAACACAGCUAUACACAUGUCUCAAAGUGUUCAUGGUCAGCAGAUGAUGAGGCCGGCGGAGUUUUUAGAACAAUGAAUGUGAGAAAUGACAAGGGCAUGCAUUUAGUGGAUGUUAAUUGAAGUGUGAAUUAAGUUCAGUUGAGGUGAUGCUAUUGAUUAUGUACCAGUGAUUGACCUGGUGCUGUACUUAAACAUUGGUUUGCGAUGGAAAGGGAAAGGGAAAAAAAAGCAGUCUGUUUGUGCUGCUUGUAAAAGAGAGCCUGAAUCGUUAACUACUUUUGGGAAGAUACAGAGGCACUCCGAAUGUCAGUCUGACUCAAAGCAUUUGUUUGGCUAGAUCAGUUAUUGCUUUUAAUGGUGAUUAGUUGACCUGUAAAUGUACUUAUUCAUAGUUCCACUUCCGCUACAGGUGGUUUUGGUGUGCAAAAGCGAAGCUUUUUUAAGCUUAGCUUUUAUUAAAAAGUCACUGAAGAAUUAUUUGAAAGUCACAUGUAUGUUCCUUAAGGAUGUUGGAGGCAGCAAUCCUGUUCUAGCUUAUUUCACUUGUAGCAUUUAAUCUUAGUCACCUCUGAAUAGCCUUUUUAAUGUAGUCAUAAUCAUGUGUCCCAUUCAAAAAAAAAAAAAAAAAACGUACAUCACAUAGUUCUUCGGUCCCUCGCAGCGAGAGAGAGAAAAAAAAGAGGAAAUGAAUUCUGCAAGAAAACAUCAUGGUGUUAAAUGCAGUGCUUUUUUUGCCUUAUAUUUAAGCAUUGAAGUGAGCUCAAAAACACUACAAUCAAAUAAAUUCAAAUAUUAGUUAAAUGCCCUUUAUUAGCACUAAUCACCAUCAUACUCUAAGGUUUUUAAGCCCUUAUAAUCACCAAUCACAACAAAUCAUUCAAAUCCACACUGAGAUUUAUCUCAGUAAUAUUUGCUAAAUUAAAGUGCCACUCAUGAGGAAAUCUACUCUAUACGAGCUAUGAAUGGGGAGGGGUGGCAAAGAUUAUUUUGGUUCAUGGGCAAUAACUGUUAUUUAUGUAAUAGUGAUUUUGAAAAAGGAGAGGUUUGUAGAUAUUUGUAUUUGAACUAUGAUGUGCAGCUUUUAAAUGCUCUGAGUAUGGUUCUCGUUGAGGUCUGACUUUAUUUUGUAACCUUCACCUAGGUAAUUAAAAUGUUGUGGUCAUUUUAAACUCACUUGCCUGAAUGCAGUCCUUUUUUUUUUUUUUUUUUUUUUCUUUUUUUUUUUGUUAAAUGCAGUGUACUCUGCUUUUUCACACCUAAUUGUUUCUCAUUAGUUAUUAGCACACCGCUAUAUGUAAAUAUAUAUUUAUACAUUCAUUAUUGGCGCUGGAAGAAAAAGUUGGAAAUAUAAAGAACAUUAAUCAUGUUUUAAACACGUAAACAUGUUUUAAAAGAAUGUCAAGUAUAGCUUUGGUGUGGUGUUAAGAAGUGCGCUUGUCAUUAUCUUUAUUCAUUAUUAUUAUUAUUAUUGUUGUCGUUAUUGAAAUUUACCCGCCUUUUUCUGAGAAAAGGGCUGGCAUGAAAGAAUGUUUUGUAUUUGCGUUCCUCACUUACUGCCACUGCUUUGGUAUGCUGGUUGUGGCUGUAGGUAGUGGGUUACUUCUGCAAACAACAGACAUCUACAAACUAUUAUUACAAAGGCCGUUGAGUUUCACAUAGUACCUUUCCAAUCAUCUAGUCUUAAAACAUGAAGAGCACACGGUCAUUUAUGCAGGUAUAAUGUUCAUACAGUAUCAAAAAUGUCAGAACGUUUUGAUUUACACCGUUUUAAUGAAGCUAGCUGAUAAGGGGCUGAGAGCAGAGAGUGAAAUUGGAUAUGCAGUGUGAAUUUGGCUGUACCACCAUGGCACACUUAAGUGCGUAUCCCAGAGCCACAAACAUGAAGCACACUUCCCUUGUUUGAGUUUUACUGAGGCUUCAGCAUACAACCACAAUCUUGUGUAAAACAUAUUUUGUUCAAAUUGCCCAUAUGAAAGUGUAAGAAGCCCCAUAAACAUGCUUACAUUAAAAUAUUGUACUAACAAAAAACAUACUAAGAGCAUGCAGAACAAUUGGGAUGUGUAUGGUAGCCUUGUCCUGUGCAUUUUUUUUCCCCCUCCCAUUCAUUUUGAAAUUCAGUUUAUUUUCUGGUUUGAAAGAAGUGUUAAUUGUGUUCAAUUGUUAAUUAGUGAUGUGAUAAUUAAAAAUUAAAUAAAAUAAUGUGUUUAAAAUAUUGCAAA